Molecule: messenger RNA, 3290 nt
Organism: Mizuhopecten yessoensis (Yesso scallop)
Lineage: Eukaryota; Metazoa; Mollusca; Bivalvia; Pectinida; Pectinidae
Exons: 2
Coding region: 1822-2490 (222 amino acids)
Biological process (GO): regulation of DNA-templated transcription
Molecular function (GO): DNA binding
Source: RefSeq, a predicted model, not a curated record
AUGGGAUGAACAGGUAAAAUUAAUAAUUAGUGGAGUACACAUAAAGCGGUAAAGGUGCACAGAAGAAUCGUGGAAUACCCCUUAUGGCGAUAUUCGGUUUCAGCCCUCCAAGAAUGUCUAUGGCUACCCUUUCCAUUGGACCACCCACUAUAUCGGAGACAUGCAACGGAGCUUUUCCCCGGUGAGGACAAGAUUUUCUCUUAGCACACAUUUCACAUGAUCGACACCAAUUCUUUACAUCCGCAGUAACACCAGGUCAGUAGAACCUUCUCCUAACUGUCUCGAGCGUUAUAUCCUUACAUAAAUGGCCCGAUGUCAUAGAGUUGUGCAGAUGAUGAAGUAUUUUUUCUUGAAUUUCUCUGGGCGCAAUUAUUUGUUUACCUCCCCGUCCAGGAUGUGUUGAGCCAUCUACCCGCAAUAGAAGUCCAUCUUCCCCUAUGUAGAGACUUUCCCACAUAUAGUAAAGGGAGAAAAACUCUCAAGGAAAUGCAGGUAUCUCAGACUGUGGUGGUUUAUCUCUACUUCUCCAUUAAUUUCACCACUGUUCCUACCACCUGAUCUUCCCUCUGCCAUUCCCUGAGCUGUGCUACUUCCCAUGUCCUUGAUAUCAGGAGUGAGUAUGUACGUAAGGGGCUGUAACAAAAGAAAACAAAAGAAUCUUUUGUUUAAAUUCAAUGGAUCUAUUGUUUGAUUUCUAUAGGCUAUUGUUCGAAGACAAUACAUCAAAGGAAUCUAUUGUUAUCGAUUUGUAAAGGUAUUGUUAUCGAUUUGUAUGGUCUAUUGAAUUGGUGGCGUACAGGUGUUCCGAGGUCAUUGACCUAGAAAAUGCGGUCAGUGGGGAAAAACCAAAGCACAGGUGUUCCAAGGUCAUUGACCGAGUAAUGCGGGGGAAACCCACAUAUAUGGUGUGAAGAAAAAAAUAGGAACUUUGGGGGACUGAGAAUACGUUCAGUGGCUAGUGUAGAGAUAAAAAUAGAUUCUGUAUCUGAGGAGGGCGUUGCUAAAAUUAGAACGUAGUCACUGAAGAAAACACCUAGUUAAAUAUAGAACCUGUACAGAAUGCCUGAGAAUAAACAUUUGUUUUGGCAGAUUUUAACAUAUAAAAAGACCGUUGACCAAUCAUCUCUCAGGUUGUUUUAUUGCUAUGUUGAUAUGUACUAUAUUAGAAGUUAGCCAUGUAUUCCCUUUUUAAAAAAAAACUAAAACCAGAAACUGAGUGUUGGAAUACUGGAAAAUGGAGGAAAAACACAAGUUAAAGCUGGGAAAAAAUUGGGUAUUUCUGGUGAAAAAUCUACCCACGAUGGAAAUAGUGUAUAUGUUGCAUCAUCAUAACGUGCUAACAGACUAUAUGGUGGAAGACAUAGAGACAGAAAGGAACAAGUAUGAUAAAGCCAGAACAUUUUUGAGUAUAUUAACCAGAAGAGGACCAGCUGCAUUUAGUAAAUUACAUGAGAGCUUGAUCAAUUUAGAAAGACAGGAUAUAGUAUGUGUUUUGGACAUGUCUGAUUAGGUCAACAGAUCCAUGACACUGUAUGGAUAGGUCAUUGUUAUAAUUAGAUUUUUCGGUUAGAUACAACCUAUGAUAGGAUUCUGUAUUUAUGUAGAAGUUUUGGAUAGCAACAGUCUCUCGACGAAAAUAUAAAAACAGUUACAAGAGAUACGAAUACAUUUUCCAUGGAAAAGUACUGAAAAAAAGUCAUACAUCACACGAUUAUGACUAUAUAAACCCCACCAAAACGGUACACAAACCAUCAGUUUAUCAGAAUACUCUGAACGAACAGCUCGACAUAAUCUACUACCAGCUCCGUCAGAAGAAGAAAAAUGGCCGAAACUCCACGUUCACCCGUUGUAGUGCCUGCUGCUCUGUUGCCGAAACGAAGACAGCAUGCAAAGCGCAGAAUAUUGGACACCGAUGCUGCAACAUCUCUGAGAAGUAAGCUUUUUUUCUUUGACGAAAACACCAGAGAAAGUUUUGAAGAGGAGUCAGACGUCCUAAUCAUCGACGAUAGCCCCAUGAAAAAGGUGAAGAUAGAGCCUGUCAGUCCCACUGAGAUGAAACAAAUUAACAACGAAACCUCAAAGCGUUCCAUGCAUGGAGCAGGAGUGGACAUCAAAAGUCACUCAAAGAGCAAAUACAUUAACAGUAAGAACCUGUGUCAGUUAGACAUUGGGAAUGACCUUUACCUAGUAGCCAAUAACUUUCAGGACAAACUGUGGUUCCAUAUUCGUGUGUAUGAGAAACGAUUGGACAACACGACAUAUCCCACAAAAAAGGGCAUCGUCCUGGAUUUAGAAAAAUUGACAAAACUCUUGACAUGGUAUGUUGAUGAUGUGGACGAGGCCAUCAAAGAAUAUGAUGACGACAAUAAAGACGUAGACUUGCACAUUCAUCUUGGAUGUAACUAUUACGUUAGCCUAAAGCAAGGAUACCCUGUUGUGAACAUUAGGCGGUGGUUUCUGCCCGACAACGAGGAGCAGAUUGAUGCGUGAACUGAACUCAAAAAAACAAUAAGGGGGUUUUGUUGUAUUCAACUGAAGCUUUUGUGGGAUGUUGAAAUGACAAUGAGUAGAUUCAUUUUCUUAUAAUCUACUGGGUUAAAUUUUUAUUUUAUUUUUUAUUAAUAAUGAUUUGUUACAUGUCCUGUUGGAUGCCUUCCUGUUCUAACAGUGCCAUGCAAGGUACAUUUUUGUUCUAAGGAGGAAAUAAAAAAUAUCAUGUGUACAAUUUAUAUGCAUUUGUCCUUUAUUGUUUUCUCUUAUAAUUAGAUAUUGUUUUCUCUUAUAAUUAGAUUUAAUAUAUGAGUUUUCAGCCAUUUACAAUGUUGACAUCAGGGGAGCAACAGUAUUUGGAGAGUAUUUGGUCCGACCCCAAACAUGCAGGGUCAUUUACUGGUCCAUACAAGUUAUACCAGCUCGUUAAAAAGGAAGCUUGCUAAAGGUAGAAAACCCAGGGUGUUACGGACAGACAAAGGAAGCGAGUUUAAAAACAAAUGGGUACAAGAGUACCUGAAGUCAGUUAAUGUGCAUUUGAUAUUUUCUGAAUCGGAAAAAAAGGCUAACUAUUCAGAAAGAAGUAUCAAAGGGAUAAAAGACAGAAUGUACAGAAUGUUUACACAGAGACAGUCGUACAGAUACAUUGAUCAAUUGGCAAACAUCACCAAUAUUAUCAACAACACUCCAUCCAUACCUCUUGGCGGUAUUACCCCCGCAUCGGUAAACAAAGAUAAUGAAGACGAAGUCCGAUUAAAUGCCUAUUUGAUAAGAACGAAGACUAAAUUGAAAACCACGUC